Oryctolagus cuniculus (rabbit) is the source of this 1910-nucleotide messenger RNA. Its product is annotated as melanoma-associated antigen B18. Lineage: Eukaryota; Metazoa; Chordata; Mammalia; Lagomorpha; Leporidae. The record is from RefSeq and is a predicted model, not a curated record. Gene Ontology annotation, cellular component: nucleus. Gene Ontology annotation, biological process: negative regulation of transcription by RNA polymerase II.
CUUUAUAAAAGAGGAUUCAGAAAGCUGCCUGGCCCUUUUAUCACUUCUUCCAUGUGCGGACACAGUGUUCAUUCCUUCUGAGUUUUCCACAAUAUGAAGAUGCCUCAAGAAGGGCCAUCUACGGAACAGGUCUUCACCAGAUGCUAAAUUUGCUGGCACCGUGAUCUUGGACUUUCCAGUCUCCAGAAUUAUUUAGUGCCUUACCUGGUAGGUGUUGGUCUCCAGUCGGCAGAGAGGAAGUUGUUCACCAUCUCACCAUCUACAAGGAGUCAAGUAACCUCUUCAUCAACUAAACUGUUGGCACUACUUCCUGCCAUAAAAGGCCAAACUCAUCAUGCCUCGAGGUCAGAAGAGCAAGCUCCGUGCCCGUGAGAAACGCCGCCUGGCCCGUAGUGAGAACCAGAGUCUGGAGGGUGCUCAAGCCACUGCAGCAGCAGAAGAGGCUGACUCUGUGUAUUCUCUCUUUGAGGGUAUGCUCCAGAACAUGUCUGUUGCUGAGACAGAGAGCCCUCCUCAGUCACCUCAGAGAGCCCCAUACACCUCCAACACUACUGCAGCUUUUUCAGGCGCUACUCCUGAUGAAGGUGUCAGAAGUCCAACCGUGGAAAGCCUAAAUUUCUCACAAGGUACCGAGGGCAUCCGCAAAGAUCCUUUAAACAAGAAAGUGGUUUUGUUGGUGCAGUUCCUGCUGCAGAAGUAUCAAAAGAAAGAGCCAAUUACAAAGGCAGAUAUGCUAAAGUAUGUUAUCAAAAAGUACAAGGGCCACUUUGAUGAGAUCCUCAAAAGAACCUCUGAGCACUUGGAGCUGACCUUUGGUGUUGAUUUAAAGGAAGUAGAUCCCAUAAUGCAUUGCUAUACCCUUGUUAGCAAGCUAAACCUCACCUCUGAUGGAAUGAUGAGUGAAGAGAGCAUGCCCAAGACUGGCCUCCUGAUGAUUGUCCUGAGUGUGAUCUUCAUGAAAGGCAACUGUGCUCUUGAAGAGGAGAUAUGGGAAGUGUUGAAUAUGAUGGGUGUGUAUGCUGACAGAAGGCACUUCAUCUAUGGGGAACCUAGGAAGAUCAUCAAUGAAGAUCUAGUACAGCUAAAGUACCUAGAGUGUCAGCAGGUGCCCAAUAGUGAUCCUCCACGUUAUGAAUUCCUGUGGGGUCCGAGAGCCCAUGCUGAAACCACCAAGAUGAAAGUCUUGGAGUUUUUGGCCAAGAUCCAUGAUGCUGUCCCUAGUGAUUUUCCAUUGUGGUAUGAAGAGGCUUUGCGGGAAGAGGAAGAGAGAGCAAAAGCCAGAGUUGCAGCCUUGGCUCGUACUUCUGCCAUGUUCAGCAACUAAGUGAAAUCUAAGGCUAUAUUUCAAAUGUUGAAGUCUGAGGACAGGUGUUUUCUUUGUGGAAGAAGGAGGCAUCAACAUUUUAAGUAGUAGAUGGUCAGGCUGGGUAUGGAGGGUAUCUCUGAAUUUUAGCUUUCUCUCUUUUCUGAUAUUAUUUCUAACAAUAGAAGGUUUCAGUAACUUCAGAAUCUGUAUUUAUUAAUUAUAUAUGUUACACAUUUAUUGCUGUCUAAAAGGAUUAACAGUAGAUGUCUUGGUGUUUGUAAAACAAAUUGGCAAACUUUAUUUUGUAUUUAGUGAACCAGAACAAGGAAACAUAAUAGUGAAAUAGGUAUUUCCUUCAAAAUGUGAAAGGUUUUUCAGCAAAAUUUUGGAGAAGAAACAGAAUGGAAAAAAGUAAAAAAUGUUCAGUUCUUGAUUUCCUUAUCCAUUUUAUGGUGUUCUACAUAAUAAAAGCUAUUUGCAUAGAUUUACUUAGCUUACUACAAAUUUUUAAUAAAAAUAAAAUCUUUAUGAAAUAGAAUUCAUGCUCACUGGAGUAUUUCAGGCAUGGAAAGCCAAGACAUUCUGGCAAAAAAAAAGGACCUAA